AAUCUUUGAUCUUUCCCCCCUUCUCUCCCUUUCCAUUUUUUCACUGUUUGUUCAACUGUUUAAGCUUUGUUCAGCUUCCUCUGCUACACACUAUCACAGUCUGCUGUAUUGAUUUUCUACCCAGAUUCUUGCAUUUUCCGGGAAAGUUUUUGAACUUGUCUACAAUCCAAUCAGUUCCAGCAACUGGGUCUUCAAGAAAAUCACAACAAACAGCAUGUUUGGAUAGUGAGAUUUCAAUAGAAUGCCUGUGUCAACUAGGUCUCAGAUCAACACCAACCCAGAACAGAAUGAGUCCAACCAAGACCAGAGGGAAGAUCACCCACUGAGAAAUCCACACCAUGGAUUGAAAGAGAAGAUGAAAGCGUUAACUCUCUUGUAUGAGCAGCAAAAAAAAUCCUCUGUAAGUCUCAAGAAGGAAGCAAAUGAAUUGAACCAGAGCAAUGUGAUGAAAGAGAACGCAAUGCCCAAUUCAACAGUCACAAGAGCAUUUGUGUUGCCACAGCCUCCAAUUGAUGAAGAAAAGGAGAACAUACCAGCGGCUAAUGGUGAUGGUAUUGUCGGGUUUUCUUGCCCAAGAAAGUCCCCUGUUUCGACCACGGCUGUGAGGAAGCUCUCAAUUGGGAGCUCUGUUUUACCCCAAUCUGAUCCCAGAGGGGUCGCAGGGACCCAAAAUGUGAAUGAAUUGCAGGCGAUUUUGGAGAAACAGAGCACAGGGGGUAGUAGGAUUCUUGUGUUUGUGAGGCUUAGGCCUAUGGCCAAGAGAGAGAAAGAAGGAGGGUCGAGGAGUUGCGUCAGAAUUGUGAACCGGAGGGAGGUUUAUUUGACGGAAUUCGCAACAGAGAAUGAUUAUCUCCGGCUUAAGAGGCUUCGGGGGAGACACUUCACGUUUGAUGCCUCGUUCCCAGACUUAACUACUCAACAGGAGGUUUAUUCAACUACAACUGCAGAGCUUGUAGAAGCUGUUUUACAAGGGAGAAAUGGGUCAGUUUUCUGCUACGGUGCCACAGGAGCUGGAAAAACUUACACUAUGUUGGGCACGGUGGAGAAUCCAGGAGUGAUGGUUUUGGCAAUUAAGGAUCUUUUCAACAAGAUUAGGCAGAGGAGCUGCGACGGUAAUCAUGAGGUUCAUCUAUCCUACCUUGAGGUCUAUAACGAAACUGUUAGAGAUUUGCUUUCUCCAGGAAGGCCACUAGUCCUCAGAGAAGACAAACAGGGGAUUGUGGCACAUGGUCUUACUCAAUACAGAGCUUAUUCCACAGACGAAGUUAUGGAUUUGCUCUUACAAGGAAACCAAAACCGAACCACUGAACCAACUCGUGUCAACGAAACUUCUUCACGCUCCCACGCUAUUCUACAGGUUGUGGUUGAAUAUCGAGUUAAAGAUGCUUCCAACAAUGUUGUCAACCGAGUAGGGAAGCUAUCACUUAUCGAUCUUGCAGGUUCAGAAAGAGCUCUAGCUACUGAUCAAAGAACGCUUCGAUCACUUGAAGGUGCGAACAUAAAUAGGUCACUCUUGGCACUGAGCAGCUGCAUCAAUGCCCUUGUAGAAGGCAAGAAACACGUCCCAUACCGCAAUUCCAAGCUCACACAACUGCUUAAAGACUCUCUAGGGGGAGCUUGUAACACUGUUAUGAUUGCCAAUAUCAGUCCAAGCAAUCUUUCGUUUGGUGAAACGCAAAAUACCCUUCAUUGGGCUGAUCGAGCCAAGGAAAUCCGAACAAAGGCAUACGAUGCAAAUGAAGAAAUACUGCAAGUACCCGAAUCUGAAACAGAUCAGGCUAAGCUAUUACUCGAAUUGCAGAAAGAGAAUCGUGAACUACGUGUACAAUUAGCUCGCCAAAAACAGAAGAUACUAACUAUCCAGGCACAAUCAUUGGCAGCAAACGCCUCGCCAACCCCUUCUUCUAUUGCCUCUCACUUAUCUACUCCACUCUCUACCCAACCAAACAAAAAACUAAAACCCAAAUCAACUUUCUUGGCUGGGAAUUGUUUCACACCAGAAUCGAAGACAGUUGGGGAGCUUCAGCGGGCGGUGAAGGCUUUGGAGGCAGAAAUUGAGAAAAUGAGGAAAGGUUAUGAAUUGCAGAUAAAGCAGAAGGAUGAAUUUAUUCUUGAGCUUUCGUUGAAGCGUGCAAAAACAGCGACUGGGGAGGAGGGGAUGAUGAAGAGAGUUGUCACAAGGGAAAGUUUGCGGCCAAAGAAGAAAAUUGAGGGUGAAUUGAAGAGCUCAAGUCAACGGUUUCUAUCUCCUGCAGCAACAGCUAAGAAACGCAGUUUUUGGGACAUAACAACAGCUAAUAGCCCAUCAGUUAUGACAUUAAAUGGUAGAAAAACUAGAAGCCAUGUCAAUGAUGAAUCGAAAGCAGCUCGCUCCAUGCUUCUUCAGGUUUUGCGUGUCAGAGGACGAAAAGAGGAUGAUGAGCUGGUUGAGUGAUCAAGUCCAAAAUGAUUGAAGAUAUGGCCUUACUCAGCACUUUUAUUCUUUCUUGCAAUAUUUUUUCUCCUUGAUUAUUAUUUUUUAUUUUUUGUGAAUUUGAUCAACCAAAAAGCCUCAUGGUGAAAAACUUAAUGUGGAUUGCUUGUUAUGUUAUUGUCAUAACUUAAAUAUAUGUUGAUUUCUUUCAUUUAAACUCACGAAUGUAUAUAACCUAUGAGCUGAUCUUCCUAACUAUUGGAUUUGGGUUGAUUGGAGGACAAGAACACAUCAAAAUGAAAAUUAUAUUUAUGCAUUCUUAAUUUUGCAGAA
Camellia sinensis is the source of this 2746-nucleotide messenger RNA. RefSeq names its product kinesin-like protein KIN-8A. Gene Ontology annotation, molecular function: microtubule motor activity; microtubule binding; ATP binding. Gene Ontology annotation, biological process: microtubule-based movement. Lineage: Eukaryota; Viridiplantae; Streptophyta; Magnoliopsida; Ericales; Theaceae. The record is from RefSeq and is a predicted model, not a curated record.